Molecule: messenger RNA, 1318 nt
Organism: Asterias rubens (European starfish)
Lineage: Eukaryota; Metazoa; Echinodermata; Asteroidea; Forcipulatida; Asteriidae
Product: neurogenic locus notch homolog protein 1-like
Exons: 6
Coding region: 251-1318 (355 amino acids)
Biological process (GO): Notch signaling pathway
Cellular component (GO): membrane
Molecular function (GO): calcium ion binding; Notch binding
Source: RefSeq, a predicted model, not a curated record
ACUGAUACUUCAAACUGUUCCAACUGACUGAAAAGGAGCCAAGUUAUUGAUACUUCAAACUGUUCCAACUGACCAAAAAGGAGCCAAGUUAUUGAUACUUCAAACUGUUUCAACUGACUGAAAAGGAGCCAAGUUAUUGAUACUUCAAACUGUUUCAACCGAAAAAGGAGCCAGGUUACUGGUACUUUAAACUGUUUCAACUGAAAAAGGGAGCAAUUAGUUACUGCAACAUUUUAAACUGUUAUCAACCAUGUGGGAUGUGGGCAUGGUUGUACGCUUAGUAUUGUGCUUAUUCGUGACCUUACCGGGAUUGCUGGUCGAUGGCAAGCAGACGGAUUGGGGGCACCGCGACUUCAACACAAGGUGUGACUCCGGGGCCCGUCUGACGGGCCACACCCUGCAGGUCUUGGAUAAGAUCAAGUCUAAAACUCGAUGUCUGACCCGAUGUUUUGCUCAUCCCGAAUGCCAGUCCAUCAACUACCUCUCGGGGAUGCAGGAAUGCUAUCUUAACAACGCCUUCUCAUCAGUGGACUUGACGGAAGAUGAGAAGUUCGUCUACUGUGGGAAAGAUGACGGAGAAGUAUGGGAGAGGACUGCACAGACCAAACUAAUCCCAGAUAUUGAUGACUGUUUAGCAGCCCCGUGUCUGAACGGAGCAUCUUGCAUUGAUGGAAAUUACAGCUUCACAUGCACGUGUGUUGACGGCUACACUGGACCUGCUUGUGAAACGGAUGUCAACGAGUGCAGCUCAAACCCAUGUAUGAAUGGCGGAACGUGUACUGAUGGAGUGGACAGCUUCACGUGUACGUGUGUUGACGGCUACAUUGGACCCGCUUGUGAAACCGAUGUCAACGAGUGCAGCUCAAACCCAUGUAUGAAUGGCGGAACGUGUAUUGAUGGAGUGAACAGAUUCACAUGUACGUGUGUUGGCGGCUACAAUGGACCUGCUUGUGGAACGGGUGCGUUGAAACAGUUAACUAGAGUCAAGUUACCUUUUGGGUCGUGUUAUUAUCUCAUUCGUCUGGUCAAUGGCGGCAGCCCAAAUGAAGGCCGCGUAGAGGUGUAUGAUAAUUCGGAAUGGGGCACAGUUUGCGACGAUUACUGGGAAAUAAAUGACGGACACGUUGCCUGCAAACAACUCGGCUAUCAGUCCGCUUCUGCGGUCUGGGAAAAUGCUCACUUCGGCGGAGGAGUGGGAAGCAUACUUCUCGACAAUGUAGCAUGUACUGGGGAUGAAACGAGUCUUUGGGAUUGUACUUACAUUUCGGAUCACAACUGUGUUCAUGGUGAAGAUGCUGGCGUAACGUGUAAUGUCUAA